Molecule: messenger RNA, 1611 nt
Organism: Colletotrichum higginsianum IMI 349063
Lineage: Eukaryota; Fungi; Ascomycota; Sordariomycetes; Glomerellales; Glomerellaceae
Product: Kinase activator
Exons: 2
Coding region: 1-1611 (536 amino acids)
Biological process (GO): autophagy of mitochondrion; autophagosome assembly; autophagy of peroxisome
Cellular component (GO): phagophore assembly site; Atg1/ULK1 kinase complex
Molecular function (GO): molecular adaptor activity; protein kinase activator activity
Source: RefSeq, a predicted model, not a curated record
AUGGCCAAUUCCCCAUCUCACCGGAGCCCAGCCUCGUCCACCUCGGCCGGCCGAGACUCCGGCUCCCUUUCACAUUCCAGAGACCGCCGUGAUGCGCCAUCCUCCACAUCCGCCGACCCCGUUGCCGACCCCGUGCCGGUUGAGACACUGGUGGAACACCUCCUCGCCGCCAAACGCUCCUUGUCGUCCAUCACCGCCGUCCUCCGCGCCAACGAGAUCGCCACCGAUGCCCGCCAGGCCCACGAGGAGGCCGUCGUCCUCUAUGCCGAGACACAGUUCCUGCAGCGUGCUAUUGCCGAGCAGUUGGCCCUGCUGAUGAAGGUCCGCCGAGGUCUCAAGAGGACCUACGACGCCGGCAAGCGCGACUUCAAAAACCUCGUCAAGACCAUGGAUGCAACCAACGAGACCCUACGCGAGACCAUGGACAUGCUCAAGAACACAACCGUCGAAGCCGUCUUCCGGCCCCCUGGCGAGGCGCGACGAAACUUGAUGGAUUUUGUCGACGAGAAGAGCGUUCACGUUAUGCGCGAGGCGCUGAAGCAGAGCCUGGGCGAGCUGCAGGUGCGAAUCCCGCCCGACCUCGACGUCGUGCCUAUACAUUCCAUCCAGACUUCCUUCGACGGCGAUCUCCUUCGAUUCGACGACGACCUGCGAGCCCUCAAAAAGUCGAUCGCGGCAUCACCAUUGCGCCGCCUACCCUCCGACUCGUCCGCAACCGAUCCCAUACCCGAGCUGCUCGGUUCCCUUGUCGACCACUCCCACUCCAUGGCACAGCUCCUGACGUCCUUGACGAAACAUUUUGACCUCUGUGUCACGGCCGUUCGGACCACGGAGGGCGGCGCGGCCCUCGCUCGUCGCAGGGCCGCCGAGGUGACGCAGUCGCAAGGCGGCGACGGCGUGUCAAUAUCAGGCGUCAUUGCCGACCAGGAGUCUCACAUGCCCGAUCUCGACCCCAUUACAUACCAAGACCGCGCAGACAUGCUGGAAAUCGUCGUCAGCGACGCUUCCGAAGUCGAAAGCGUCAUCCAAGAGCUCAACGAGCGGCUACAGGCCAUGGAAGACGAGUUUGCUGCAAUGACGGAGCAGACGGGGCAGAUCAAGGCGGCCUUCCUUGGCACGCUGGGAGCAUUCGCUGCCCUGGAAGACAUGGGCAGCCGCAUGGCCAGCUACAUCGCCAGCGAGGCGGAGUUCUUGCAGCGGUGGGAGGACGAGCGGUAUACCAUCUACAACAAGCUCGGCGAGAUGGAAGACCUUAGGGACUUUUACGAGAAAUACUCAAACGCCUACGACAACCUGAUUCUCGAGGUUGAGCGGCGCCGCAUGGUGGAAGAUAAGAUCGCCAGCAUCUGGAAGAAAGCCAAGGACAGCGUCGACAAGCUGACGGAGAACGACAGGCGGGAGCGUGAAGGCUUCCGCCAAGAUGUCGGCGAGUUUAUACCGACGGACUUGUGGCCGGGUAUGGACAGCGGGAUGAAGAGGUGGGAGCUCGUCACGGUCGACGGCGGGAGCUCCGAGGACGAGGCGAGCGGCGGCCAGAGAAGCACGCCGGCGUUAGACAGGAGCGUCGUGGAUGCGGCCAGAGACAGACUGGACCGAAGCCAGCAGCGGUAA